Molecule: messenger RNA, 6899 nt
Organism: Uranotaenia lowii
Lineage: Eukaryota; Metazoa; Arthropoda; Insecta; Diptera; Culicidae
Gene: Med
Product: mothers against decapentaplegic homolog 4
Exons: 8
Coding region: 1066-3234 (722 amino acids)
Biological process (GO): BMP signaling pathway; regulation of transcription by RNA polymerase II; transforming growth factor beta receptor signaling pathway
Cellular component (GO): heteromeric SMAD protein complex
Molecular function (GO): DNA-binding transcription factor activity, RNA polymerase II-specific; RNA polymerase II cis-regulatory region sequence-specific DNA binding; I-SMAD binding
Source: RefSeq, a predicted model, not a curated record
AGUGAGAAGGAAAAGCAAUUCGCCAUUUUAUUGAAGAAAACCAAAUCGUUUGCAGUUCGCUCGGAAGAAGUAAUCGCAAAUUAAUAAUCGCGCCGUGAGUUUUUGGUGUUGUGAACAUCUUCCGAAACAUGCUGAAAUCCUGCAGUGCCCGGUUCCGUUCCAGAUUAUCACCGAUGGCGGCUUAAAACGGCCUAAAACGCUUCGAAAAGUGCUCACCAUGGGAUCCUAUUAGAUGGUUCCCUUCCCUUCAUUCUGGCAUAGUUAAGAACAACUUUUUUUUGUUGCCAGUGCUAUGAUAUGUGUAUUUGGGGCACCGCUAGAGCGCCGUCAGUUGGUCCGCAAGUAAAUCAGUAAACCAAAUACGGCUGAAAUCUGUAGGCCAGCGGUGAGGUGGAAAACAUUGACCGUGCAGUGCAUGGGCCGGGUAUGAAAGUUGAAUAAUUAAUGCUCACAUGAAAGUGUUUCUAGUUCGUGUUAAUGUUGGAUUUACGCAAUUGGAAAAGAGCUGCUAAGGAUAAUCGUCUGGUCCCAGAAAUUAAGGCCAUUGAUCAAAACUAACUUGAAUUGCGGUUUGGGUUGAUAUUGAAUUCCGUAGAUGUUAUUUUCAGACAUCUGCCAUCGAUGUAGCUCAGCAAGGGGUCCCGUUUGAUAUCUAUGAAUGGAUUAAAGAAUGUUACACUAGAUUGAAUGCGAAAAGCGCUUGUUGAGAGCUUGUUAUAGCUGCUUAUUCGCAAGAAAGUGCUGCCUUGUCUUGACGAGAAAGAACUGGGUCAAAUACCUACUGGUGCCCUAUGUGUUUCGGUUAAUUUUGUUCCUCCAUGUAAGUAGUUUUGUGCACCAUCAAGCCAAGUAAAGAAGUUCAAGUGCUGUGUUCAGCAAAGUUUUGGCAAAUUUGUCCUCUCAGUGGGGUCGCGUUUGUUCUUAGCUCUUUCGGGUUGUUUGCCUUUUCGCUUCGAGUGCAAUUGAGGGACGACGAGCGUGCUUUGAUUCGAUCGCGUAAGCACAAAACUCGACUUCAAAGUGGAUACCAAAAGCAACCUGGGUCUAACCCAGGAUUUCGAGAGGAUGGUCGGUCUUUCAGGAGGAGCGGCCCAUUUGUAUGCAGCAGGACUUCCGCCGGCACAAGAGAUUGUCCGCGAUAUGUCCUCCAUGCCGAGUGCCGCACCCACGAGUGCCGAUGCAUGUCUUAGCAUUGUGCACUCGCUGAUGUGUCAUCGCCAGGGCGGCGAGAGCGAAGGUUUUUCGAAACGGGCCAUCGAAUCUCUGGUGAAAAAGCUGAAGGAAAAACGGGACGAGCUGGACUCACUCAUCACCGCCAUAACGACAAACGGAGCCCACCCGAGCAAGUGUGUCACCAUACAGCGGACCCUAGACGGGCGGCUGCAGGUUGCCGGUAGGAAAGGAUUUCCCCAUGUCAUCUACGCGCGCAUUUGGCGGUGGCCUGAUCUUCACAAAAACGAGCUCAAGCAUGUCAAAUAUUGCCAAUUUGCUUUCGAUCUCAAAUGUGAUUCAGUCUGUGUCAAUCCGUACCAUUACGAAAGAGUCGUAUCGCCAGGAAUCGAUCUUUCAGGAUUAACUCUCCAAACAGGACCUAGUCGUUUGAUAAAGGAUGAAUACACACCGGGUUCCGUAGUCGGAGGAACGAUGGAUAUAGACGGAAAUGAAGUAGGUACUAUCCAACAUCACCCAAGUCUGAUACCGGGAGGUGGCUAUGGAGGCAUGGGAAUGCACCAAGCUGUUCCAGACCCAUCUCAAAUAGGCAGCAUGUUUCCACCGCCACCAGGAAGUGGCCCGCGCCCGAUACCAAAAUUAGAACCAUCUGAUCAACCUCGAAACAACAGCGGAGGAAAUUGGAUGAACAGUCAAAGUUCUUCGUCGUCUUCGGCUGCCAGUUCUACUUCCCACAACCGACUUUCCACUUCACUGCCUCAUUCUUCUGUGUUAGGAAAUCCGGUUGGCAUACCCGGAAGUGGUGGCUUACGUCCUCCAGCUCAAUCGUCACAGCCACAGGGUCCUCCCUCAUCGCAAGCAAAUCCUCAAAUGACAAAUGGUGGAAACGGACUUAUUGGUAGUUCGUCGCAACCUAGUCUGCUUGGGAAUGACGGCCAAGGCCAAUACUACGCAAAUAACUCAGUAGAUCCCAGCCUAGGAGGAGAUCCGCAAAUGGGACCGAACAUGGGUAUCCAAAACAAUAUCUCCACUGCAUCGCCCGUUUCACCACAUCUACAGCAAAAUGGAUAUGUACCCGGAUCGAAUAACCCUCAACAGCAACAGCAGCAGCAGCAACAACAACAGCAGCAGUCGCAGCAACAAACUUCAUCCGGUCAAUAUGGUCAACAUCAAGCAGGGGCUGCCACUUGGUCCGGUUCCAAUACGUUGACUUACACACAAUCCAUACAACCACCGGCCCCAGAUCCUCGGUCCCAUGGUGGUCAACAGCAGUAUUGGCAGCACGGAGGAAGUUCAUCUGGUACGGCUGGUUCCAACUCGGGCCAACUGCAGGAACUCUCAAGUCAACCGCGUCUUCUUUCGAGACAGCCGGCCCCCGAAUACUGGUGCUCGGUUGCCUACUUCGAACUUGAUACUCAGGUUGGCGAAAUGUUCAAAGUACCCUCGAAUCGUCCGAACGUCACAGUCGACGGAUACGUCGAUCCAUCCGGUGGGAAUAGGUUCUGUCUGGGAGCCCUCAGUAACGUCCACCGAACGGAGCAAAGCGAAAAGGCUAGAUUGCACAUUGGAAAGGGAGUUCAGUUGGAUCUGCGCGGUGAAGGAGACGUUUGGUUACGGUGUCUCAGUGAUCACUCAGUAUUCGUGCAAAGUUAUUAUCUAGACCGAGAAGCUGGAAGGACACCUGGGGAUGCAGUGCAUAAGAUUUAUCCGGCAGCUUGCAUAAAGGUAUUUGACUUGAGACAAUGUCAUCUUCAGAUGCAAUCCUUAGCUACCAGUGCACAGAAGGCCGCCCAGAUGCAAGCAGCCGCUGUAGCCGGUGUUUCUGGAAUGCCAGUUGCUGCUCCUAGAAAUCUCACAGCCGCUGCUGGGAUUGGUGUGGAUGACUUGCGCCGGCUCUGUAUCCUUCGGUUAUCGUUCGUUAAGGGCUGGGGCCCGGACUACCCAAGGCAAUCGAUAAAGGAAACGCCAUGCUGGGUUGAAGUUCACCUCCAUCGAGCAUUGCAGCUACUGGACGAAGUACUUCAUCAAAUGCCCAUCGACGGACCACGAGGAAUUGUGGAGUAAAAUAUUUACGUGCAGUUUUGACACCCUUAGCAGGACUAAGAGAUUUAUUUCGGUUAAGCUAUUGAACCUUUAUGAUGCCAUGCGAAAUCACAAGUGUCGAUCAUUGCUGAGCGAGUGAGAACUUUUCCGGUUUUUGUGUCAUUAUAAAAAACAAAUGCUUAAAGCAAAGUUCGGCAUCCUACUGUCCACUAGUCCAAUUCUGAUUGGAUAGAAUUUUCCUACCAAAAAUUCUACUGACGAGUCGUAAGAGUUUAUACUGAACUAUUAUGAUAUAUAUAUUCUCAACCAUAUUAGGUGGAAUUAAAGUUUUUCUCAUAGUAUAUAAGAAAAGAUGUACGCAAGACUAAGUUGUGUAGACUUAAAAAUCUUCGACAAAAAAAAUAGUUUUUCAUUUGAAGAUGUUGAAUGAGCCAUUCAAAGGUGAAAAAGUGUGAUUUGUUAGACAGAAAAUUUUAGGUAAUAUAACUAAGUACACUUGACAGAAAAAAUACUAACCGUUUUACAUCCAAAAUUGUACUGGUUCCAGAUAGAAUAGUGAAAAUGUUAGAAUUAGCCAGCGCCGCAGAUUGUUCGUUUAUUAAAGUAUGACAUCGUCUCAAAAAUUCUCUGAACAAUAAUGAGAUAAAAUAUAGCAAGAAAUGUUGCAAUCAACAAAAUGUUCUACCUCUAACAUAAAAAAACAUCAACUCACACAUACAAAUAAAAUACAUUUAUUAGAAACAAGUAGCUUAAUUCAGUGUGAAAAUGACAAACACAAAAUAUGGAAGUUCAGGAUCAAUAUACGAAGUGUAAUUGCAAUCUAUGAAUGACAAAAAGUAUUGGAGGAUAUACUACUAAAACGCAGUAAAUAAUGUUGCAUGUUUCUAAUCAGUAAAAAACGAAUAUUUAUGAAGGAGUAUGUACCUAACAUGACGAUGAACAACAGCUAUGCCUAAUACAUAUUUUUAUCUUUUUUUGUCCUGGUUUGCGAAAUCAGAGAAACUUUUCAUCACAAACACAUUGAAUAAAAAUAUUCUUGUUGAUUUCUGUUUCCAACAUCGGCAUCCAAACGAUGUAAUUCACAACGGUGAAUUAAAACAAAUCACAAGUGCAAUGAAUACUUAUUAAAACAGAGGAAAAAAAACAAAAAAAAAUCUUGUAAAAACCUGAACCAAUUAUUUCAUGCUUGUUAUGUUUUUAGUUUUUUGUAAACAUAAAACGAGAAAAAUUAUACAAAAUGUGAAGAAAAAAACCAAAAUACGCAAUCGCGUCUCGAUUCGAUUUCGUUUAUGUUCUCGAGUCUGAUUAUAAAUCUGCCCCGGAAAAGUCUAUCCAAUUAUGGUUUGCGAACCUUCGGUUGAAAUUUUUCGCAAACAACUAAUUUUAGGAAAUUAACUUAACCCGAGCGUUUAAAGCGAUUUGUGUUGUAUAUCUAAGAUAUAAAAAUGUAGAAGUGAUAUUUUAACGAUUAAUUAACUGUAACAAUACCCUAGUUUACAAUGAUUAGCUUCCGAAGAAGAGUCAAACGCUAGAGAAACAAAAACAAAUUAAAUGUUUGAUUAAAAAUGUGUAAAGCACCGAAAGAUGCCGUGAAAUGGGAUAAUGGCUUUCCUCGUUUAUCGCAUGUACUAGCUGACCCGUUGUGCUUUGCUACACCUUCCGGAAAUAAAUGUAAUUUGUAAAAAUUUAUUCAAAUUUAGAUUUUAGAUACCAUUUUUUUAAAUCAAACCUCAUCAUACUUCAGAACCAACAACUUUGAAAUGAAAGCUGCAGCUGCAGUUCUGAAUUGCAAUUCAAAGAUGGUAUAUUUUAUUUACUGAAAUUUGAUCUCUAAACUCGUUUUCCAAGAUCUGAAAUUUGUACUCUGUACCCAAAAAAACCUUUUUUAAUAUGGUCCCUUUUUGAAAAGCUCUUUAUCUUAAAUUUACAUGGGAGCUCUCCCAUCUUUUUCAAUUUUGUCCCCCACUGCAUGAAGAAGAAAUUUAACCGGCUCGAUACCCAAACAGCACUUAUCAUGGUAAUAAAAAAUAUAUUAAAUUAGUUAUGUAUUAAGUACAGUGCAAAUUUCUUUUUUUUAAUAAAUUUACUACGGUAAACAUAUAAAAAUUUAAAAAAAUAUCAGUUGCAUCACUAAAUAAGCUCUCAGCGUUUUUUUAUUUUCUCUUUGAAAGUCAAAUAUUCAAAAAUGUAGGCAAAAACAAAUUUCUAAGUUUUCAUUUGUCCCGUAUAUCGGGGCAAGUGUCAAUGCAAAGCUUAUUUACAGAUGCGUCAGAGUAAUAGCUUUAAAAUCGAAUGCUGUUCAAAGGGAAUGACCUUCAUUUACAAAGACAUUUAAGAAUUUUCGAUAUCCGCUGCAGUUUCAACAUUCGGAAUACCCCUUCUGGUCUUUCCAAAAUAUUGAAUCAUUUUGAAGAUGAAUUUCUUAAAAGUUCAACGUUUGCCCUUGCCCUACCGUGUAAGUUGACAGAAAGGAAUAUUGUUUUUAACACUUUAAGGGUAAACUAUUUUUUUUUUUUUUUUUACAAUGCAUUUAUUUGAAACGGCUCGUACCGUAGGUUUCAAAGAGCCAAUGUCUGGUUUGUGUAAUUACAUUUUAAAGUAUCCAAAGAUUUAGAUAAAGUGAAAAAGAAAGUAGUAGUUAUAAACGGAGAUCAAUAGCUUUUAGAAAGAGGUAGAUUUCGAGCAUGUAAUCAAUGUUUAUCGCAGCUAAUACAUCUCUCACUGGGGUGUUGGGUGGUUUUCCUCGGGCCCGAAGGGAGUCUAUUAAAUUCGCCCUGGCGACAAGGUGGUCCUCACACGACCAAACAAUAUGCUCGAUGUCAUGGUAACCUUGACCACAACCACAUAAAUUGCUGCCAGCAAGAUUAAAACGAUAGAGUAACGCGUUUAAGGAACAAUGAUUGGACAUGAGACGGGAAAAUACUCGAAUAAAAUCCCGACGCAAGUCCAACCUAUUGAACCAUGGUUUAAGGCUUACCUUUGGGAUAAUCGAGUAGAGCCACCGGCCCAACUCAUCUUCGUUCCAUUUUCGCUGCCAGUUGACAAGAGCAUUUCUUCGAAUUACAAAGUAGAAUUCGUUAAAAGCGAUUUGUCGCUGAUAGAUGUCGCCUUCUACAGCUCCUAUUUUCGCCAGUGAGUCUGCCUUUUCAUUGCCCAUAACUGAGCAAUGUGAAGGAACCCACACAAACGUGAUAAAAAAGCGACGACUAUAUAAAGCACUCAACACUACCCGUAUCUUCUCGAGGAAGUAUGGGGAGUGUUUCCCGGGUGUUAUUGAACGAAUAGCCUCAACGGAGCUGAGGCUAUCUGUUACAAUAAAGUAGUGAUCAGCGGGUCUUGAUGCUAUGCUGUCUAGUGCCCAAUGUAUAGCUGCCAGCUCCGCGAUAUACACUGAGCACGGAGAUUGAAGACUGAAGGAAGCACUGUAAAUUUGGUUGAACACUCCAAACCCGGUACAUUCAUCGAUAACGGAUCCAUCAGUAAAGUACAUUUUAUCAGCAUUGACGUGUCCAUACUUUACAUCAAAAAUCCUUGGAACAGUAAGAGAACGAUGUUGUUCUGGAAUUCCUCGAAUUUCAUGCUGCAUGAACAAAUCAAACUGGACAGAAGAGUUGUCGUAGUCAGGGUGACAAACACGAAUAGGAGAAUACGACGAAGGAUUAACCUGCAUAGACAUGAAUUCAUGA